Molecule: messenger RNA, 884 nt
Organism: Carcharodon carcharias (great white shark)
Lineage: Eukaryota; Metazoa; Chordata; Chondrichthyes; Lamniformes; Lamnidae
Product: BTB/POZ domain-containing protein KCTD21-like
Exons: 2
Coding region: 1-786 (261 amino acids)
Biological process (GO): ubiquitin-dependent protein catabolic process; protein homooligomerization
Molecular function (GO): cullin family protein binding; histone deacetylase binding
Source: RefSeq, a predicted model, not a curated record
AUGUCUGACCCAAUAACAUUAAAUGUAGGAGGAAAGCUAUACACCAGUUCUCUAGCAACUUUAACACGUUAUCCAGACUCGAUGCUGGGUGUAAUGUUCAGUGGGAAAAUGCCCUCAACUAGCGAUCAGCAUGGUAAUUUCUUCAUUGAUAGAGAUGGCAAGAUAUUUCGAUAUAUUCUAAAUUUUCUGCGGACGUCAAACCUGGACCUCCCAGAUGAUUUUCAAGAAGUGGGGCUCUUGAAGAGAGAAGCUGAUUUUUACCAGAUCCAGCCUUUGAUAGAGGCUUUGCAGGAGAGAGAAUCUGAAAAUGCCAAAGCAGAGAGAAAUGCAAUGCUCAACAUUACUCUUGAUCAGAGACUGCAGACUGUUUACUUCACAGUUAAACCAGCCCCACAAAUGUACAAUCUAACCUCAUGUAGCACAGAGGUUUUUGAUGCAAAUAUAUUUUGCACGUCAGCUGAAUUCCUGAAGCACUUGAGCUCCAAGUUUUGUUACUUUGUCAAUGGUAAACUUUUACCAAUUGGUUAUGAGAAAAAGGAUCCACACCAUUUGACACUACAGUGGGUUGGACAUGUGGCAGUGUUGCCUGAAGAUGAAUAUACAAGGCAGAAUUUAAAAAGACUAUGGAUUGUACCUACAAAUGAGCAAGUUAACAAUUUUCAGUUGUUUGUAGAGGAAGUGUUAAAAACAGCAAUGAGUGAUGGAUUCCAUGUGGAUUCAUUACAGCCAGAUUCCUCUGACUUCAUGAAUUAUAAGGUCUUGGAAACAGAAAUGGUGGAAGAUUGAAGGAAUCAUGUUUAAGUAUUUCAAUCCAUUGAUGGUGGGGAAUAGUGUUAAAUGCUUUAUAUUAUUACGUGAAGCUAUUUUGUAUUGUUCAAAUAAAG